Messenger RNA from Penicillium macrosclerotiorum, 942 nucleotides. RefSeq names its product sugar phosphate isomerase/epimerase family protein. The coding region runs from base 1 to 942 and encodes 313 amino acids. The transcript is spliced from 7 exons. The record is from RefSeq and is a predicted model, not a curated record. NCBI's taxonomy places the organism in Eukaryota, Fungi, Ascomycota, Eurotiomycetes, Eurotiales, Aspergillaceae.
AUGAAAAUUACUCGUCUCCGUUCUGCCUGGGGCGUUUCGCCCGGCGAUAACUUGGACAAUUGGGCGAAGUGGUUUCCCCAGCUCAAAAGCCAAGGUUACAUUGGAGUUGAGGUCGAUAUCCAUGGAAUUGUACCAGAACGUGAUUUUGGCCGUCUUAGGCAAAUAUGCGACCAAUCGGGCCUUGAAAUUGGAGCGAUGUUGCACUCGUCCUGGUUUCAGUAUGUUGGACCUCGUCCAAACGGGUUGAAAGCGGAGGACCAUCUGCAAACUUAUCGCGAGUUGCUAUAUCUUAUCCGCCCCCUCAGGCCGGUGACGAUCAAUUUCCAGUCUGGAGAGGACGCCUGGGACUUGGAAGAAUCCAUCAAAUUUUACAAGGGCACCAUUGAGGUGGAUAAGGAGCUAGGCGUCUCAGGUCGCAUUUACCAUGAGACCCAUCGCAACCGCUCCCUUUUCACGCCUUACACCACCCAAUGUAUUUUGGAAGCUGUGCCUCAGCUACGAAUAACUGCCGACUUCUCGCACUGGAUGGUUGGAUUGGAGAGAUUGCUCGAUAUUGGCGAGGGCGACCGCGCUAUGAUUGACGCCAUCAUUCCGCAUGUUUCUCACAUCCAUGCCAGAAUUGGCACAACACAGGCAUCGCAAUGCCCGGAGCCUCUUAACCCAGUUUUUGAGCAAGAAAGGGAAUGUUUCGAAAGAAUCUGGACCAAGAUUAUCCACAGCCAAUUUCAACAAAAUGGCCCGAAUGCAAACAUUACUUUUGUACCGGAAUAUGGUCCAUUCCCAUACCACCCCAUCGGAUCUGCGCAGCAUCAUGGAGAAUUGGCGGACGACGAGGGCAAGCGCUUACAAGCAUUGUUCGAAACCGUUGCGUCCGGAUUGACCACAGCGCGAGACGGUGACAAGAGCCUGAUGGGAAAUUUGAUUUGCCCUUCGCCCACAUGA